Molecule: messenger RNA, 1987 nt
Organism: Pseudovirgaria hyperparasitica
Lineage: Eukaryota; Fungi; Ascomycota; Dothideomycetes; Acrospermales; Acrospermaceae
Exons: 3
Coding region: 411-1535 (374 amino acids)
Source: RefSeq, a predicted model, not a curated record
GGUAUACACUACAGCCUGAGGUAUACACUGCGGCCUGAGGUAUACACUCCGGCCUGAGGUAUAUAUUCUGCCUGAGAUAUGUAUCCUGCCUGAGGUAUGUAUCCUGCCUGAGGUAUACAUUACUGCCUUACGAGAAACCUAUUCAUUCUCCUUCGUUGUCCACACAAAGGAUCUUUCGGACGCAUACCUAUGCACUCCGACGACAUGCUUCGAGCGUCCCGCCCCGACUUCAAGUACUGUGUCCGAAGCCCGAGCUCGGCGUCUCAAUCUUGCGGAGAACAAACCACAUCACCUGGAGGGGACCAUCCACAGGUGACUUGCGUGGGAAACAAAGCCACAAACGAUCUUUCGCACGUGCCGCUCCUGGGUGCCUUUUCCUUCUUCCUCCAUCAUUCCCUUACGAGCCAUCAAUGACUCCACGUCGCAUUCCUCUCAGCAUGCUGGACUCAGACGAAGAAAUGAAGCCCCCGAGCGAGAUGAGUCUCUCAUCAACACCAGAGCUCUCUACCACUCUACCAAUAACUCCUCCAAAGGAACGAGAGGCGUCUCAACAAGAGCCAGAAUCAGCGGCCGACCUCACCCUCACACUCCCGAACACAGACGCAAAGCUGAAACUCAAGCGCAAGAAGAAGCUCGCGCACGGCAAAAAUUGCGCACAAGUCUGGAAAGUUGUUGUGAUGAAAGAUGCUGCCAACCCAGAUGGAGUGUUAGGCUUCCGCCCAGGACAGGUUCUUGUCGUCAAGAUUUUCAGUACGAAGUACUAUGCAACACCCUUUACUGAUAAUGAGUCCGGUUCGAUUACACGUUCUGAUGUCGUAGAAGCCUUGAAAGCUGCAAACAGUCAAGAGGUCACCGCCCUACAACGUUGCAAUGAGGAGAGUGUAACUCCAAUAUUCUACGCUAACUUUGAUGAUGAUGCUCAUCCCUAUCCCUACCCAAGAGAGGAAUUCCACAAAGUUGUUGUCAUGGAAUACAUCAAAGGGUGCCAUCUCGACAAGCUUCAAGCGUCCCCCGAAACUAAACGAAAGGUUAUGAUAAAAAUUAUCGACGGCGUCUCGAACCUUUGGAAGAAUGGCAUCUGCAUUAGGAACAUUCCACCACGCAACAUUAUCCUCCGAGAAACUUCGUCCUCUGAGCUUAUUCCUGUCAUUACUGAUUUUGCCGAAACCGAACUCUUCGAUGACUCCGAAACUCGCCCUCACCCUAUUACCUACUGGAUGCAUCAACGCGAAUACGCCGAGCUAGGUUACAUCGAAAAGCCUAUCGAAAAAGCGUAUGCCUGGCUCUGCGGUGAGUACGGAAGUCAAGGUACAAUCCAGGGCUGUAAGGCUCGGCAGUUGGAAGGCUACGAAAAGGACGACCCCGUUCCACCAAGGCCAUCGUUCUUCCACGCCAACUUCUGGAUCAAAGAGAUGCACGAGGGUCAUGACAGUGUGUACUGCCAUUGGAUGAGGAAGCUGGACGAUGAGCAACGCAAAGAAGCUGAAACACAGAGAGACGAGACUUUACAAACAGGCAACAUGGUCCGCGUCUGAUUGAGUAAUGAGUUGGACAAAAGGAAUCUUAAACCAGUAGGACUACGCCCAGGCUCUACUUCGAGCUCUGUUGCAUGCCGUCCUUGAGCUUCGUAGCCGACAACGUGUUUAGUCGUGUGUAGAAUACAGACGUAAAUGCUAUGUGCGCGCGCAAUCAUCUAUAGAUAUUAACCCCACUUCUUCGUUUCAACGCUUGUGGUAGACUUCAGCCUGCGGUUGGCUUCGUCUUGGCCACAUCGUACUUAGCAUCUGGAUGAGGUGAGGUUCCCGUCAUCUGAUCACAUGAUAAUUCGGUGUCUACUGUCAGGGGAUUCAGGCAGAGUGUGUUGUAUGAGCACGCAUUUAUUCACAUGCGAAGUGUGGCCUGAUUAGCAACGUGACGUCCGGUCGUGCUCAUGUUGUCUGAGGCCGAAUUUCUCGGAAGCCUUCACCUUGAUACUUGAGCAGCUGUC